Molecule: messenger RNA, 3564 nt
Organism: Olea europaea var. sylvestris
Lineage: Eukaryota; Viridiplantae; Streptophyta; Magnoliopsida; Lamiales; Oleaceae
Product: ATP-dependent zinc metalloprotease FTSH 12, chloroplastic-like
Exons: 5
Coding region: 904-1533 (209 amino acids)
Biological process (GO): protein-containing complex assembly; embryo development ending in seed dormancy; mitochondrial protein processing
Cellular component (GO): chloroplast thylakoid membrane; m-AAA complex
Source: RefSeq, a predicted model, not a curated record
AACUCAAAAUUUAUUUUCUUAUUGGAAAUGAUAAGUGGGGUGAGCUACUUGUCGAUUCAUCUUGAAGGUGAGUCAUAGGUGUAUGUGAGAGUUGCUUGUCGAUUUAAAUCGGCUCGCCAGGGAGUCAAGAAACAAAAAGCAAAUAAAAUAAUAAAAUUUUUGGAAGGAAAAAAAUCACAAGCCUGAAAUAUUUCGAGGGAACUGGCUCAUGCUUGGUUCGUCUCGAAGCGAGUCCGAGCCGAAUGACUCGGCCCAUUGAGAAAAAGGGGGGCAUAUUGAAAUAAUGAAAACUUGAGGGACCAGCUCAAGAUUUGAAGAUAAAUACAAAUACAAGUGAUAAUAAAACCUCUAAACCCCUUCUCCCAAUUCCCAGCUGCUCAAACUGCAGCAAAAUCUCCGUUUUCAUUCUCUUCUCUUCCAGCAUAUAAUCAUGGAAGUUACAGCAAUCCAAUGCAGACCAAACCCACUUUUUCUAUCUUCAAAAAAUCUCCAUUUUCUCAGAAAAGAACCAUCCCGCCGUUACAUUAUCGGAAAUGCAAGCUCAAGCUUUCCCGCCAAAGAAGGCUCAUAAUUUCUGCUUCUUCUUCCUCAGACAUAAAUCCAGGUGGACCGCCCAAGGUUUCUCGUGGGUUCGCUUUUCGCAGUCAAUUCGCAGUGGUUCUCAGCGGUUUUUUGAGAAAUUGGGCGAGUCUGUGAAGAAAGAAAUUGGGUUUGACUUGGAUUCCGCUAAAGUUGAGUUGUCGGGCUGGAUGCAAGACUCAAUUCAGAAAAGCCGGGAUGGGCUGGAACGGGUGAAUUCCGAGUUGGUACCUCAGUUCAUUAAUUGGAAUAUGGGAACGUUGGAAGGAUGUAAAAAUUUGGGAACCAAAAAGAGUGGGUGUUUUGGUGCUAUAUGCUUUUGUUAUGAUAUUUUCUUAUCAAAGAAUACGUAUGGAAAUUCGAGCGCCCAUUAUUGAACGUGAAAGAAAAGAAUUGGCAGAGGCAUAUAUGGAGGCAUUGAUUCCUGAGCCUACUCCUACUAAUGUUCGGAAGUUCAAAAAAGGUUUGUGGAGGAAGACUACACCGAAAGGUCUGAAGCUCAAAAAGUUCAUUGAGAGUCCUGAUGGGACACUUGUUCAUGAUAGUUCUUUUGUUGGGGAAGAUGCAUGGGAGGAUGACACUGAACGUUCCCAGGACAACAUAAAAGAAAUUAUAGAUCAUGAUGUAAAAUUGAAUACAGAGGAUAAGAAGAGUCUGAAGGAAGAAUUAGGACUAUCAGUUGAAAAUCAGGAUACAGCAGGAACAUGGCAUGAUAGGCUUCAAGCAUGGAAAGAAAUUCUUCAUGCUGAGAAAUUAAGCGAACAAUUAGAUUCAUUGAAUGCUAAGUAUGCCGUUGAAUUUGACAUGAAAGAAGUAGAGAACAGUCUUCGUAAGGAUGUGGUUGAGAAGAAACACGAGGAACAAGGGCACUAUGGAUCUCAAAAAGAUGGUGGCGCUACCGUCCUAAACUUCCCUAUACUUAUUUUCUUCAGAAACUUGAUUCUUCAGAGGUAGAACAAGACCUCUUUCUUUAAAAGUUCUUUGGAAAUGCAGUUCUCUGGCAAGGUGCUUCAGAAAGCCACUUCUUUCAAUAUUGGGAAAAUUACGUAUCUGUUCUGUUUGCACGAAGAGAUAUAUGAAAAUAUCCUAACCAUUUAAAAGGACACAUCAUGUUAAUAUUUAAUUAGUUAAUAAUUUUAUAUAAUUUAUGGCCACUUAUUUCCAAUUUAUUUUGUGUAUGCAAUGGAAUUCCACCUUUUUCCCGCUUUUAAUUCAUGUAAAUAUUUUGAGAUCUUUUUCAAAUUUCAAAUAUAAGAUAAAAUAUUUUUGAAUUGACAAACAUCAUCUUUAACUCCACAAAGUAAAAAGGAAAAAAAAAAUUCAAAUUCACAAAUCUCAAGUUUUGUCAUUUUUGUAAUUCUAGCAGUUAUUGGUUGCUACCAUCCUUGGCUUUGUAUUUAACUGAUUGAAAUGAAAAUUUAGCUUAAUGAGGAAAACAAUAUAGUGUUCACAUAAAAAUAGUAAUUAAAAAGAGCACAAAUAUUGAACUUUAUCUAUAAAUCUAAAGUUGAAGGACAAAUAAGAACAGAUAUAUUCUUCUAGAUAUAGGAUUCCUGUUGAUGUAAUUUUAUGAAGUAGGACUUAUGUGUCCUAAACAGUUGCAUUGGACUUAAGAGUUCCUUAUAUUGCAAUCCAGGACUUGAAAUAAUUUCCCUAUAUAUGUAUUUCACACAAUUUGAUGGUUGGAUGUUAGGAUUUAAGUGGAAAUGGAGCAUUUGUUGAUGUCAUCUUCAAAUUGCAGCCAGCCUCUUUUUCAUUUUCUUUUAGAUUUUAAAUGUCAACCUUGCUUAAACUAAAUUUGAAUAAAUAUUAGAUCCUACAUUUAUCAAGAGAUCCUGAGGUCCACAGCUUAGAAAAGAUGACUCCAUUACAACGUUCUUAAAUGACUUAUUCCGAAGUACACCAAUAUGUUAGGCUGUUCCUAACACGUGCUCUAUUUGUCAGGUUGCUGCUGUUGUCUUUACAAAGGAGCUGAAAAGAUUGUACAUAACUAUGAAAGAAGGGUUCCCCCUAGAAUAUACUGUGAGUCUGUUAUGCAGUUGUGUUUUUGCAGAGAUGAUAUCUGUCCUCGGUUAAAAUGCUUAUUACUUUCUAUUUUUCUUACCUUUUUAGGUUGAUAUUCCGCUCGAUCCUUUCUUGUUUGAGGCAAUAGCAGGUGCUGGUGUUGAAGUAGAUCUUCUUCAGACGCGACAGAUCCAUUACUUCCUAAAAGUUGUGUUUGCUUUACUGCCUAGAAAUUAAUCUUACGAUUUAUAAGAGAAUCUCUUAUGUUUCUUCAUAUUACAACAAACCGCUUUCUUUAUAAGAAAUAUAACCAACUUUUUGAUAUGGCUUAUGCUGAAAAUUUAAUUCUGGUAAGCAUUAUAUUAUAAGUUGAAUAGCACCUUUUUACCUAUAACCAUAGUUGGUUUUGAUCUCUUAUUUAACCAUUUACCCAGCCAGUUGGUGAAGUUGGUGAAACAAAAUCAAUGUACAAAGAUGUAGUCUUAGGAGGGGAUGUCUGGGAUCUUCUGGAUGAGUUGAUGAUAUACGUGGGAAACCCCAUGCAGUGUUAUGAAAAGGAUUUGAAGUUUGUUCGAGCAAGCUUGUAUAUUUCUAAGAUUGAUGAGGCAAUUAAGUAUGGACCAUGCUGCGAAUUACUGACGGUGCAAUUCACUGUUUCAUCAUCUACUUUGUAGGGUGUGCUUCUGUCUGGACCUCCAGGAACAGGCAAACCCUCUUCGCUAGGACACUUGCGAAGGAAAGUGGGUUACCUUUUGUUUUAGCUUCUGGUGCUGAGUUUACAGAUAGCGAGAAAAGUGGUGCUGCAAGAAUCAAUGAGUUGUUCAAUUGCAAGGAGAAAAGUAAAGAUACUGUUUUUUACAAUGUAAUGCUAUAUCUUAUGGUGUAAAUAAUUGGAUGUGGAAAAAGGAGUUGAAUUCCUUUACUCUUAGAAUGCAAAAGAUCUGUAUUAUGUUUAAUGCCAUGUCAUGUUUUUCUAGAACA